Molecule: messenger RNA, 591 nt
Organism: Musca vetustissima
Lineage: Eukaryota; Metazoa; Arthropoda; Insecta; Diptera; Muscidae
Gene: fabp
Product: probable fatty acid-binding protein
Exons: 3
Coding region: 38-433 (131 amino acids)
Biological process (GO): fatty acid transport
Cellular component (GO): cytosol; nucleus
Molecular function (GO): fatty acid binding
Source: RefSeq, a predicted model, not a curated record
UUCGUUUCCUCAACAACUCAAAUCAAAUCUCUCUAAAAUGGCCUGCUGGGAAGGAAAGAAAUACAAAUUGGACAAAAGCGAAAACUUCGAUGAAUACAUGAAGGAAUUGGGUGUCGGUAUGGUCCUCCGCAAGAUGGGCAACACCGUUACCCCCACCGUUGAAUUGAAGAAGGAAGGUGAUAUGUACACUUUCACCACCACCUCAACCUUCAAGACUUCCAGCAUUUCUUUCAAGUUGGGCGAGGAAUUCGAUGAAGAAACUUUGGAUGGCCGCAAAGUCAAGUCCGUUUGCACCAUGGAGGGCAACACUUUGACUCAAGAACAAAAGGGUGACAAACCAUCCACCAUUGUUCGUGAGUUCUCCGACAGUGAAUUAAUCACCACCCUCACCAUCGGUGAUGUGAAAUCCGUUCGUGUCUACAAGGCUAUUUAAAUCACCAACUUGAAUCUGUCCUUUAGCGGAAUGUAGACUCCUUGGCGACUGAAUUCAUUACCAUCUGUUUUUGUUUAAGCUUCAACUAACCAUUGUUAUUACAUAACAAUAUUUUUUGUAUUUAAGAUCAUUGUAAAAUAAAUGAUUGCAUUUAAUAA